AUGUGGACCCUCCCCCGAUGUGGACCCUCCCCCGAUGUGGACCCUCCCCCGAUGUGGACCCUCCCUCAAUGUGGACCCUCCUUCAAUGUGGACCCUCCCUCGAUGUGGACCCUCCCUCGAUGUGGACCCUCCCUCAAUGUGGACCCUCCCCCGAUGUGGACCCUCCCCCGAUGUGGACCCUCCCCCGAUGUGGACCCUCCCUCGAUGUGGACCCUCCCCCGAUGUGGACCCUCCCCCAAUGUGGACCCUCCCCCGAUGUGGACCCUCCCCCGAUGUGGACCCUCCCCCGAUGUGGACCCUCCCUCGAUGUGGACCCUCCCUCGAUGUGGACCCUCCCUCAAUGUGGACCCUCCCCCGAUGUGGACCCUCCCUCAAUGUGGACCCUCCUUCGAUGUGGACCCUCCCUCGAUGUGGACCCUCCCCCGAUGUGGACCCUCCCUCGAUGUGGACCCUCCCUCGAUGUGGACCCUCCCUCAAUGUGGACCCUCCCCCGAUGUGGACCCUCCCCCGAUGUGGAACCUCCCUCAAUGUGGACCCUCCCCCGAUGUGGACCCUCCCUCAAUGUGGACCCUCCCUCAAUGUGGACCCUCCCUCGAUGUGGACCCUCCCUCAAUGUGGACCCUCCCCCGAUGUGGAACCUCCCUCAAUGUGGACCCUCCCCCGAUGUGGACCCUCCCUCAAUGUGGACCCUCCCUCAAUGUGGACCCUCCCCCGAUGUGGACCCUCCCCCGAUGUGGACCCUCCCCCGAUGUGGACCCUCCCCCGAUGUGGACCCUCCUUCGAUGUGGACCCUCCCCCAAUGUGGACCCUCCUUCGAUGUGGACCCUCCCCCGAUGUGGACCCUCCUUCGAUGUGGACCCUCCCUCAAUGUGGACCCUCCCCCGAUGUGGACCCUCCCCCGAUGUGGACCCUCCUUCGAUGUGGACCCUCCCUCAAUGUGGACCCUCCCCCGAUGUGGACCCUCCCCCGAUGUGGACCCUCCCCCGAUGUGGACCCUCCUUCGAUGUGGACCCUCCCUCGAUGUGGACCCUCCCUCGAUGUGGACCCUCCCUCGAUGUGGACCCUCCCUCGAUGUGGACCCUCCCCCGAUGUGGACCCUCCCUCGAUGUGGACCCUCCCCCGAUGUGGACCCUCCCUCGAUGUGGACCCUCCCCCGAUGUGGACCCUCCCUCGAUGUGGACCCUCCUUCGAUGUGGACCCUCCCUCAAUGUGGACCCUCCCCCGAUGUGA
Knipowitschia caucasica is the source of this 1230-nucleotide messenger RNA. NCBI's taxonomy places the organism in Eukaryota, Metazoa, Chordata, Actinopteri, Gobiiformes, Gobiidae. The record is from the annotation of a GenBank genome assembly.